GAAAGAACAAGCAGACUUUAUUUCUGUGCUUCUGUAGCCCCCAGCCACUCUGAGCCACUCGCUGCCGCCGCAGCCCGCCUCAAAAGCAGAAGCCCGCUGGCGAACCGCACGGCCUCCCCGCUCAGGACGGCCCCACGGGGGUGGUGGCCCCGCGGGCGGAGGCGGCGCCUUCCCCAUGACAUCGGGGCGGCCGCGGCGCUUCGGCCCCCGCACGGCCCGGCCCGGCCCGGCCCUCCGUGCCUCCUGCCCGCCAUGCCGGUGCCGGGACAGGGAGCCGAGGGGCGGCCGGCUCUGCUGCUGAAAGUCGUGAUGGCCGGGGAGUCCUGCGUGGGGAAAACCUCCAUCGUGCGGAGGUACACGGAGCCCAGCGCGGCUGCCACCUUCUCCUCCUCCUCCUACCUGGCCACGAUCGGCAUUGAUUUUAAAGUUAAGUGUAUAACGCUUAAUGGUACAAGAGUGAAACUUCAAAUAUGGGAUACUGCUGGCCAGGAACGAUUCCACACACUCAGUACAAGCUAUUUUCGUGGAGCCCAAGGCUUUGUUCUUGUAUAUGAUAUCACAAAUCUGGACAGUUUUCAAGGUGUAACAAGCUGGAUGAAAGACAUACAUGAGAAAGCAGGUGAUGAAGUGGACAUAAUACUGCUGGGCAACAAGUGUGAUAAGGAGUCAGAACGCGUAGUUCCAAAACAUAAAGGAGAAAAGCCUAACCAUAUAGAACUAUCAUGGCAGCUUGCACACCGUGAUCUUAAUUAUCUAUAAGGAAUCCUAAAUAAUACUGGACAUCUGGGGGACAUCCAGGUCCCCGAGUUUGAACUGUAGGUUACACAGCUGAGACUACAGUAUAGUUUAGAGGGAGAACUAGUGUUAAGUGGGGAGUGCUGUUUUAAAAGACAAUGGCAAAUUACCAUCACUGAAAACCUGUGAGGAAAUCCAUGAGCUAUUCAAUGGAAGAAGAAAUUGUGAUACUGAUUAAACGUCACAGUAUAGAGUAUGUCUGUGAUGCUCCAAAAGUAAUGCCUCCUAUUUUAUUAUAUUGGGCCACAAUGCCAGAGGUAGAGGUUGAGUCUUCCCACCAAUAUUCCGUUAUAUGUUGUUGCCAUGUGACAGAUGGCAGCAGAGGACCAGUCUGACAGAAUGGUGUUUCACAUGGGAGUGUGUAUGAAGCAAAGGUUGAAUUCCUUCACAUGGAGAAAAUGGCAUUCAUUGACAUUCAUCAACAAUUGCUGAACGUUUAUGGAGACCAAACAGUGGAUGUGAGCAUAGUGAAGCUGUGGAUGAUGUGUUUCAGCAGUAGAGACAACAGUAUGAAAGACAAGCCACGUUCUGGACAGCCAUGCAGAUUUUUGAGUGUGGCAUGCAGGCUCUUGUUCAUCACUGGGAAAAAUGCAUAGUUGAGUGGUGCCUGUAUUGAAAAACAGUGUUUUGUAGCUGAGAUUUCUCUAUCAAAUAAUAUGAUUACGCUCUUUGUAUCUGUUGUAGUUUCCAUGGAAAUAAAUAGGAGCCAUUACUUUUGGAGCUACCUAUGUUGUAUAUACCUGUAAUUUUUGCGAUUUGAAAUUGUAUACAUCUGUUAUAUGAAUCUUGGAAUGAGACCGUCUAGUAUGCAGUCAGAUGGUUGAGUCAGACACAGUAUACUGUGUUUGAGGAAUACCACACUGAUCGUUUCUUUCUGAUUAUAUAAAUACAGAUUAGGAAAAUUUUAAAAACAGCAUGAAGUGUAAUGUAUCUGUGUACAUGGAAAAAAGGUUGCUGAAAGAUACAGGUAUACUUUCACUCAAAGAAUACAUUAUCAGAAACCUGAAUAGUCGCUGGAUACAUGUGCACAAGAGGGCAGUAUUAGGGUUUUGCAUGUGGUAUUAACAAUAGCAUUUUAUGCAUCCUUAAUCAUGCAAUCCAAGUUUCUCUUAAUGUAGUGUCUUUUUUUUUGAGGAACAAGUCUUCACCUCUUCACCAGUGAGUCUGUUUUCUAGAUUUCUCCUGUGUUCUGAGACAACUCUUCAGUUACACUGUUUUGUUCUUUAAUAUGAUUUCAAAAUGCCAGAGAACCUGACUGAGACAGCUGGAGAAAGAUUGAAUUAGCAGAGAGUGAGCUAAUAAUGUCAUCUUACUCCAAAGAAGAAAAUAUCCAUAUGAAAAGGGAAAAAUGGUUUACAGCAAGUUCUGCCACAUAAUAAUUCAUACUUAUAUAAUUUGUAUUGCCCUGUGAAUAUAAGCUGUGAGUAUUGUUCUGCUCAGAGUCUAGCAAGGAAGAUCAAAGGAUUCUCUGGGAAUCUUACUGUGUGCGUUGGCAUUUCCAUAGCAAUCUGUCAUUGAGCAGCCAUGGUAUAUCAGUGUAUAAACUAAAACAGAGAAAUUAUUUUUAAAACAAAUUUAAAAUUGCAUCAUUUUGAUUACUCAUAAAUUGAUAUACUUAAUUUUAACACUGUGAAGUAUUUUCUUGUAUUAAUAACUUUAUCUCUCUGAUUCUACACUAAGAAAUCAUAGUAGGAUUUUACUAGGAAAUAUUAUAUUUUGAGAUAAGAAAAUUAAAAUCGAACUUUGCUUUGGAAAAGAUAAUGGCAUUAUUUAUUAUUGUAUUGUGUUGUGUUAUUAUAUAUUAUUUCUUAGUGUAAGAUAUAAUCUUAUUUCACUUGGGCUCUCCAGACAGUUCUCAAGGAUGAUGUAAAAUAAAAUUUCCUAGUAGUAUUAUUGCCUUCAGUUUGUACAUGUACUUAGGUAUUUUACUUACAAGUAUACUCAAGAUGUUCCCAAAGGCAAACAAAAAUAGUAAUUCUUUGUGCCUUUCCAGCUUCUUUGAGGUGAACUAAGACAAAGCUGUGCUCAUACCUGCAACUGCAUUAACACUGAUUUUAUUAUUUUUUUAAUCUAUUCAAAUUUGGAGAUAACUUGCUUGCCACAACACUUACCAGUCUGCAAAGUGAAUUUGAAUAGUACGUAUAUUAGUACAUAUAUUUCUGGAGUCUCCCUCCUUGCAAAUACUCAAAAAGCUGCCUGGACAUGAUCCUGGGCAACCUGCUUUGGGUGUCCCAGCUUGAACAGGGGUUGGACCAGAUGGACACACAGGUUCUUGUCAACUAGUCCAUGAUUCUGUGAUUAAUAUUCUUUGUCCAACUUCAUGCACAGAUGGAGAAAAUAGGAGCACGUUGAUAGAUGUAGUUGACAAUGUAGUAACAUCAUGAAGGCUGAUGUACUCAACGUUACUUUUUUCUUUUGUGUUGGUCUUUACAUGUGGAGCUUCUUGCCAGACCUCUGCAUGUUCAGACAGGGCUUGGGGAGGAAGCAGAUCAGCCAUCAGCAGAAGAACACUGGGUUAGAAACUGCUUAGGAAAGUUGAGCAUAUCUGUGGGCAUGAUGAAUUUCACCCAACUGUGCUGAAAAAGCUGACCAAUAAGUUUGAGGCCUCUCAAUCAUUUUUGAAAAAUCAUGAUGCUUGUUAACUGAACAAAGGCCAGUAUGACAUCUGUGUUUAAAAUAGGAAAGAAAGGAGGGUUCACAGAACUAUGGUCAGUCAGCCUUCCAUCCAUGGAAGGAUCAUGUCAUGAAAUCCUUUUCCAUCCAUUUAAAGGACAAGAAGAUUAUCUGGCAGAAUCAACAGAGGGUAAAUUGUGCUUUGCCACCUGAUUGCCUUCUGUAAGACCAGAAAAUGAGUGUGUGAAUGUGGAAAUAAUGGUGGUUUGAAAUAUAUUUUGAAUUCAGUUUUUUGUCUCUCUCUCACGUGGCAUCUGCACUGGAAGCCAGGAAAUGUGUGCGGGACAAAUGGACCACUAGAUGGACUGAAAAUUGGCUGGACUACUAGAUGCAAAGGGUAGAGAUCAAGGCUGUAUGUCUAGUUGGUAGCUAGUAAAGAACAGAGUACAUCAGGGUCUAUGGUGGGACCCAGGUUGUUCAUCAUCAGUGACCUGAUGACAGAAUGAGAUUUGCAUGUGGUAUGAAAUGUAGGGGUGUGACUGAAACACCAAAUGGUACAGCUUUAAUUCAUUAGACUUUGAUAAAUUGCAAGCUGGGCCUACAGAAAAGUCAUAAAAUUCAAUGAAGAACAAAGAUUUCCAACUGAAAUGGAAUAAAUCCAGUCAUCAGUACAAGCAGAAAGUGGCUGUCUGAGAUAGACCCCACUCGAAGGAUCGAUGGGUUACAGUGAACACCUGCUUGAAUUUAAGUCAAUGGUGUCCUCUCAUUGCAAAAAAAAAAAAAAAAAA
Molecule: messenger RNA, 4196 nt
Organism: Numida meleagris (helmeted guineafowl)
Lineage: Eukaryota; Metazoa; Chordata; Aves; Galliformes; Numididae
Product: ras-related protein Rab-10-like
Exons: 5
Coding region: 253-759 (168 amino acids)
Biological process (GO): cellular response to insulin stimulus
Cellular component (GO): insulin-responsive compartment; Golgi apparatus; recycling endosome
Molecular function (GO): GTP binding; GTPase activity
Source: RefSeq, a predicted model, not a curated record